CACGCCAAGAAACUACCCCACCGAGGAAGGUAAAUGAAUUACGGAUGAGAGGAGGAGCGGGUGGAGCGAUAGAAAAGCUGAGGAUGCAUCUUCUCUCCAUCGACCUCCUCCGUCGAGCCGCAGCAGGAGCAGCCGGGGCUCCGCGAAUUCCACCUUCACCGCUCUCCCCACGCGAAAAGAUGCAAAGCAUCUGAUCCCUGCACCUCCUCCUCCACCACCCCCCUCCUCCUUCUCCUCCUACAUCUUUAACAAGGAGCAUCCCUCAUUCCACUCCGCGGAUUUGAAGCCAGCCGGUCACGAUGCGCGGACAUGGGACAGUGGGAUUUAUGCUUCUGCUGAACACGCUGCUGCUCACCACGCAGGCUGCAGAGAAGGUCUUGACGGAGCAUCUUCUGGUCCAGUUGCAUGAGGACGCGCAGGACCAGGCGCACCAACUUGCACUGCAACAUGGGUACCAGAGCGCUCGGAAGAUUCCAUUCGGCGAAGGCUUGUUUCACUUCUAUCCUCAGGACUCUUCGAAGAGGCGGAGCAAACGCAGCGCUCGCAGCAGACAGCGGCUCCAGAAAGACCGUAGGGUCAAGAGUGUCUUGGAGCAGGAGGGUUUCGGUCGUCAGAAACGCGGCUACAGAAACAUCAACAGCAUGGAAGUCAACAUGAGCGACCCUCUAUUCACCAAGCAGUGGUACCUGAUAAACACAGGCCAGGCAGACGGGACCCCUGGGCUGGAUCUAAAUGUGGCAGAAGCUUGGCAACUGGGCUACACGGGAAGAGGCGUCACUAUAGCAAUCAUGGAUGACGGCAUUGACUAUCUGCAUCCAGACCUGGCAUCAAAUUAUAAUGCAGAUGCCAGUUAUGACUUCAGCAGCAACGACCCGUACCCGUUUCCACGCUACACCGACGACUGGUUCAACAGUCACGGCACACGAUGUGCGGGAGAAGUGUCCGCCGCAGCCAACAACAACAUUUGCGGUGUGGGAGUCGCUUAUAACUCCAAGGUGGCAGGUAUCAGGAUGCUGGAUCAGCCCUUCAUGACCGACAUCAUUGAGGCCUCAUCCAUCAGCCACAUGCCGCAGGUUAUUGACAUCUACAGCGCCAGUUGGGGGCCCACAGACGACGGUAAAACUGUUGACGGACCGCGGGAGCUGACGCUUCAGGCCAUGGCGGAUGGCGUCAACAAAGGCCGAGGAGGGAAAGGCAGCAUCUACGUCUGGGCUUCAGGAGACGGUGGUAGCUAUGACGACUGCAAUUGCGAUGGCUAUGCAUCGAGCAUGUGGACCAUCUCCAUCAACUCAGCCAUCAACGACGGACGCACGGCUCUGUAUGACGAGAGCUGCUCCUCCACUCUGGCCUCCACCUUCAGCAACGGCCGCAAGAGGAACCCAGAGGCCGGCGUGGCGACCACGGACCUGUAUGGGAACUGCACCCUCCGACACUCGGGAACAUCAGCUGCAGCGCCGGAGGCAGCCGGCGUCUUCGCUCUGGCUCUCGAGGCCAAUCCAGACCUGACCUGGAGGGACAUGCAGCAUCUCUCCGUCCUGACGUCCAAGAGGAACCAGCUCCACGACGAGGUCCACCAGUGGAGGAGGAACGGCGUGGGUCUGGAGUUCAACCACCUUUUCGGCUACGGCGUGCUGGACGCUGGCGGGAUGGUGAAGAUGGCCAAGGAAUGGAAAACGGUUCCGGAGAGGUUCCAUUGCGUGGCUGGAUCCAUUCAGGAGAACCAUAAAAUCCAGUCAGGCAACAAGCUGGUACUGAGCAUCACCACUGAGGCCUGCCAAGGCAAGGACAACUUCGUCCGCUACCUGGAGCACGUCCAGGCCGUGGUCACCGUCAACGCCAGCCGCCGCGGCAGCCUCAACAUCAACAUGACCUCGCCCAUGGGCACCAAGUCCAUCCUGCUGAGCCGACGACCCCGCGACGACGACUCCAAAGUGGGCUUCGACAAGUGGCCCUUCAUGACCACCCACACCUGGGGGGAGGACCCUCGAGGGACCUGGGUCCUGGAGGUGGGCUUCCAAGGCGAGGAGCCCCAGCGUGGAGUCCUGCGCGAGUGGACUCUGAUGCUUCACGGAACACAAAGUGCCCCUUACAUAGACCAGAUAGUGCGCGAUUACGAGUCAAAGCUCGCCAUGUCUAAGAAGGAGGAGCUGGAGGAAGAGCUGGAUGAGGCAGUGGAGAGAAGUCUAAAGAGUUUGCUGAGUAAAAACAACUAGAUCUCCCUCCUGCAUGAUCCCACCAUAUCUUGCUCUCCAACCCUCACGUUAUUUCUACGUUCUCUUCAUUUGCCCUCCUGUCUACCUCUCUUUGCCUCCUCACUCUGCUUUUUGUUACCCAGCAGCCUCCGAUGAAUGUUUCUUGUAAUGAACCAUAAUAAAAGUAUAACCUUCAGCGAACUUCCCCGUCCAGAAAACGCCAUUUUUACUCUAAUUGUACAUGAGCCAAAUAUGAUGUGCCGUCGCUUGAAUCCACCCACACUCCUUCUUCUUCUUCUGCCAGCUGUUGUACAGUUUGUGACUGUAAAUGAUCUUCGGUGUCAAUAUCUGGCAAACUGCAGUGAUACUUCUUUCAGUUUAUAUUUUUGUGACACACUGUUUCUAGAUAAAAACAAGGAGAAUGUGUCAUUCA
Messenger RNA from Synchiropus splendidus (mandarinfish), 2625 nucleotides. It is a transcript of the gene pcsk2, whose product is annotated as proprotein convertase subtilisin/kexin type 2. Bases 300 to 2213 code for a protein of 637 amino acids. NCBI's taxonomy places the organism in Eukaryota, Metazoa, Chordata, Actinopteri, Syngnathiformes, Callionymidae. Gene Ontology annotation, biological process: protein processing. Gene Ontology annotation, cellular component: Golgi membrane; trans-Golgi network. Gene Ontology annotation, molecular function: serine-type endopeptidase activity. The record is from RefSeq and is a predicted model, not a curated record. The transcript is spliced from 12 exons.